AUGGAAGCCAUCCGAUUGCUCCUAGCAUAUGCUGCUCACUGUGGUUUCAAGCUAUUCCAAAUGGACGUAAAGUGUGCUUUCCUCAAUGGCAUAAUAGAUAGAGAGGUUUAUGUGGCUCAACCAUCUGGGUUUGAAAACAAAACUUUUCCUAAUCAUGUUUUUAAACUAGCUAAAGCCUUGUAUGUUUAUGUUGAUGAUAUCAUAUUUGGUUCGGCUAAUGAGGAUUUGUGUGCAGAUUUUGCUAAGCUUAUGACCAAUGAAUUUGAUAUGAACAUGAUGGGAGAGCUCAAUUUCUUUCUAGGCUUGCAAAUCAAGAAAACUGCAGAAGGCAUAUUCAUCCAUCAAGAAAAAUAUGCAAAAGAACUUGUCAAGAAGUUUGGGCUGGACUGUGCUAAGCCAAUGGAAACCCCCAUGCAUCCUAAUAUCAAGCUUGAUAAGGAUGACCAGGGUAGAAAUAUUGAUGAGGCACGCUAUAGAGGGAUGAUUGGAUCUUUGAUGUAUCUAACCUUUUCAAGGCCUGAUAUAAUUCAAAGUGUUGGAGUUUGCUCACGGUUUCAAUCAAAGCCUAAGGAGUCCCAUCUCUCAGCUGUCAAAAGGAUCAUCCGAUAUGUGCUUGGUACCACUGACUAUGGUUUAUGGUUUCCUAAGAUUGAUUCAUUUCAAUUAGUGGGUUUUUGUGAUACAGAUUUUGCUGGGGAUAGGAUUGAUAGAAGAAGCACAAGUGGCAUGUGCUGCUUUCUGGGGAAAUCCCUCAUUGUUUGGUCUAGCAAGAAGCAAGCUACUGUGGCACUUUCAACAGCCGAAGCUGAGUAUAUUGCAGCCUCCUCUUGUUGUUCUCAAUUAUUAUGGCUGAAAACUCAACUAGCUGACUAUAAACUGAAUGUAUCUAAUAUUCCAUUAUUUUGUGAUAACAUGAGUGCUAUUAACAUUUCCAAAAACCCCGUUUUGCACUCUAGAACAAAGCACAUUGAAGUUCGUUUUCAUUCGAUAAGAGAACAUGUGCAAAAUGGAAAUUUAGAUAUUCAGUUUGUUAAUUCUGAAGGUCAUCUAGCUGAUAUAUUCACCAAACCAUUGAUAGAAGAGAGGUUCUGCAAGUUACGAACUGAACUGGGCAUUCUUGCUUCAUCCCUAUUUUCUUAA
Arachis stenosperma is the source of this 1140-nucleotide messenger RNA. RefSeq lists its product as uncharacterized. The coding region runs from base 1 to 1140 and encodes 379 amino acids. The transcript has 2 exons. The record is from RefSeq and is a predicted model, not a curated record. Lineage: Eukaryota; Viridiplantae; Streptophyta; Magnoliopsida; Fabales; Fabaceae.